AGAGAGGCRCGCGAGAGAGGCAGGGAAACACACAGCCUGGGGCGCGCGAGCCGGGGGAAGGAGGCGCGCGCGAGAGAGAGAGGCAGGGGAACGGAGACUGGGGUGCGCAAGCCAGGCAAAGGAGGCAGGCGCGCGCGAGAGAAGCUGGGAAACAGGCAAGGAAGGGAGGGGGGCAGGCGCGCGCGCGAGAGAGAGAGGAAGGGAAACACACACAAGAGACUGGGGCGCGCGAGGCAGGGAAACAGACUGCGCGCGAGGGGGCGUGACGUCACUCCACGUUUUCUCUCUCUCUCUCUUCCCCUCAGAGUGAAGUUAGCGCGCGCGAGGGAGGGAGGGAGAAGGAAGAAGGCGAGGCGAGCGAAGGAGGGAGGGAGGCCGGCCUCUGGUUUCCCCCGCAUCCUGCCUCCAUUUCUCCUCAGGCGAGCGUCAAAGCGGGAGCAUCCUCUCUUCCUCCCAUCUGUGUGUGUCUCUCUCUCUCCACCUGGCGCAGAGGCGGAGGGAAAGCGGAGAAAGGGGCCGGGCUUGGGCUUUUUUUCCGCUCUUGCCCGCCCUCAGAGGCGUUGUCUCCCGGAGUGCGGCAUCACUAGAAACAGAAGCAGCAACGGCUGCUCCGCUUAAAGCGCCCAGGCACAGCCUUGCGCCCUUUCUCGUUCCCCUCGCGGAGCAGCAGCCGCAGCCAACAUGGAAGGGAAGGCGCCUCACACUCCUCCUCCGGCGAGGCUCAAGGCUGCCCCCGAAGCUGCCCGGGAGGACGCCGCCGAGGAAGACCCUUCUUCUGCUGCUGCUGCCUCUUUGGGGCGGCCCUUGGGACCCACGCCGAGCCAGAGCCGCUUCCAAGUGGACUUAGUGGCGGAAAACGCCGCCAAAGAGGGGAAGGGGAAGGAGGAAGAGGAAGCGGCGGCCCCGAGGGCGAAGAAGGACGCCAAAGGCGACGGCGAGGAAGCCAAGGGCCGGUUCCGGGUGAACUUCGUGGACCCUUCUUCGGCCGCGGACGAUGGCUCGGGAGACGUCGGGGUUGGGCUGGAAGGGUGCAACGUCAGCUUCCAAAACGGCGGCGACACGGUGCUGAGCGAAGGCAGCCUCCACUCGGGCUCCCACCACCACUACUACUACGACACGCACACCAACACCUACUACAUGCGCACCUUCGGGCACAACACCAUCGACGCCGUGCCCAGGAUCGACUACUACCGGCACACGGCCGCCGGCCUGGGAGAGAAGCUCAUCCGGCCCAGCCUGGCCGAGCUCCACGACGAGCUGGACAAGGAACCAUUUGAGGAUGGAUUUGCAAAUGGAGAAGAAGGAACUCCCACUGGAGAAGCUACUGCCCCUUACGCCGCUGAUAGUAAAGGGAUUGUCAAAUUUGGUUGGAUUAAAGGUGUAUUGGUACGAUGUAUGUUGAAUAUCUGGGGUGUGAUGCUCUUCAUUCGACUGUCCUGGAUUGUAGGACAUGCUGGCAUAGGACUUGCAGUUUUGGUCAUUGCCAUGGCUACUGUUGUAACUACGAUCACAGGCUUAUCUACAUCAGCAAUAGCUACCAAUGGCUUCGUAAGAGGAGGAGGAGCAUAUUACCUAAUUUCCAGAAGCCUGGGCCCAGAAUUUGGCGGUGCAAUUGGGCUGAUCUUUGCCUUUGCUAAUGCUGUAGCUGUAGCCAUGUAUGUAGUUGGUUUUGCAGAGACAGUUGUAGAACUACUUAAGGAACAUGAAGUUCUUAUGUUGGAUCCCAUGAAUGACAUCAGAAUUAUAGGAGCAAUUACAAUUGUUAUUUUGUUGGGCAUAUCUGUAGCAGGAAUGGAAUGGGAAGCAAAAGCACAGAUUGUUCUGCUGGUAAUCCUGCUAAUAGCCAUUGCUGACUUCAUCAUAGGAUCAUUUAUUCCAUUUGAGAGUAAGAAGGCUAAAGGCUUUUUUGGCUACAAAGCUGAAAUAUUUUCUGAGAAUUUUGGUCCAGAUUUCCGAGGUGAUGAAACAUUCUUUUCAGUAUUUGCUAUAUUUUUCCCAGCUGCAACAGGCAUUUUGGCAGGUGCAAAUAUCUCAGGUGAUCUUGCGGAUCCUCAAUCAGCCAUACCUAAAGGAACACUUCUGGCCAUCUUAAUUACUACAAUAGUUUACAUGGGAAUUGCAGUAUCAGUAGGGUCUUGUGUUGUUCGAGAUGCCUCCGGGAGCAUAAAUGAUACAAUUAUCCAUGAGCUGUCAAACUGUACUACAGCAGCUUGCAAACUGAACUUUGAUUUCUCCUCCUGUGUAAAGGCAGAUACCUGUCGUUAUGGGCUGAUGCACAACUUCCAGGUGAUGAGUAUGGUAUCAGGAUUUGCACCUCUGAUAUCUGCUGGCAUAUUUUCUGCUACCCUUUCUUCAGCUUUGGCAUCUCUUGUCAGUGCACCUAAAAUCUUCCAGGCUUUGUGCAAGGACAAUAUUUAUCCAGGUUUCCUAAUGUUUGCUAAAGGCUAUGGGAAGAAUAAUGAACCAUUGCGAGGAUAUCUUCUUACUUUCCUGAUUGCGCUUGGAUUCAUAUUGAUCGCUGAACUGAAUGUAAUUGCUCCAAUUAUCUCCAACUUCUUCUUGGCUUCCUAUGCCUUAAUUAACUUCUCUGUAUUCCAUGCUUCGCUUGCAAAAUCUCCAGGUUGGCGUCCUGCUUUUAAAUACUACAACAUGUGGGUGUCAUUAGUUGGAGCAAUACUUUGCUGUAUAGUGAUGUUUGUCAUUAACUGGUGGGCAGCACUCCUCACAUAUGUCAUUGUUCUAGGACUCUACAUUUAUGUAACUUACAAGAAGCCAGAUGUCAAUUGGGGAUCUUCAACACAAGCCUUGACUUACCUAAAUGCUUUGCAGCAUGCUGUCCGCCUUACAGGUGUGGAAGAUCAUGUGAAAAACUUCAGGCCACAAUGCCUUGUAAUGAGUGGUCCUCCAAAUUCACGUCCUGCUUUGCUGCAUCUGGUCCAUGCAUUUACUAAAAAUGUAGGUCUGAUGAUCUGUGGCCAUGUACAUAUGAGCCCUCGUAGGCAGGCUAUGAAGGAAUUGACGACAGACAUGCCAAAGUACCAGCGGUGGCUUAUUAAAAACAAAAUGAAAGCAUUUUAUGCUCCAGUACGUGCAGAAGAUUUGAGAGAUGGUGCACAAUACUUAAUGCAGGCUGCAGGCUUGGGUAGAAUGAGACCAAACACACUUGUGCUUGGAUUUAAGAAAGAUUGGCAGACAGCUGACAUGAAUGAAGUUGACAUUUACAUCAAUUUACUACAUGAUGCCUUUGACAUUCAGUAUGGAGUCGUUGUAAUACGUCUGAGAGAAGGUCUGGAUAUUUCUCAUCUGCAGGGACAAGAAGAAGUGCUGUCAUCCCAAGAGAAAUCGCCAGUAACAAAAGACAUAAUAGUAAAUGUGGACUACAGCAAGAAGCCUGAGACAGUGACUUCAAAACCUGUGAGUGAAAAGGCUCCUAUCCAUAAAGAAGAGGAAGAAGAUGUCAAGACCCCAACACAACCACUUUUGAAAAAAGACCCUAAAGGCCUGCCUAUUCCCUUGAACUUGGCUGAUCAAAGACUGCUUGAUGCAAGCUCUCAAUUUCAGAAAAAACAAGGAAAAAAUAAUAUUGAUGUUUGGUGGCUUUUUGACGAUGGAGGUUUAACACUCCUGAUUCCAUAUCUUCUGACAACAAAGAAAAAAUGGAAAGACUGUAAGAUCAGGGUAUUCAUUGGUGGAAAAAUAAACAGAAUAGAUCACGACAGAAGAGCGAUGGCUACAUUGCUCAGCAAAUUUCGAAUAGAUUUCUCAGAUAUCAUGGUCCUGGGUGACAUCAAUACAAAGCCAAAGAAAGAAAACAUUGCUGCUUUUGAAGAAAUGAUAGAGCCUUUCAGACUUCAUGAAGAUGAUAAAGAGCAAGAUGUUGCAGAUAAAAUGAAAGAAGAUGAGCCUUGGAGAAUCACAGAUAAUGAACUUGAGCUGUACAAAACCAAGAGUCACCGCCAGAUUAGAUUAAAUGAAUUACUGAAAGAACAUUCAAGCACAGCUAAUCUAAUUGUUAUGAGUUUGCCAGUUGCACGGAAGAGUGCAGUCUCGAGCGCGCUCUACAUGGCCUGGAUCGAGGCGCUCUCAAAAGAUCUGCCCCCGGUUCUCCUCGUCCGUGGAAAUCACCAGAGUGUUCUUACUUUCUAUUCCUAAACACGGCCGCAGGACUUGCAGCUGUGAUGAAAUGGUACUUCAGUGCCUAAAGGGGAGAGACUCAGAUGUCUGGCUGAAAUAUUAACAUCACACACAGGCGAAA
Messenger RNA from Anolis sagrei ordinatus, 4255 nucleotides. RefSeq names its product solute carrier family 12 member 2 (gene SLC12A2). Gene Ontology annotation, cellular component: apical plasma membrane. Gene Ontology annotation, molecular function: ammonium channel activity; sodium:potassium:chloride symporter activity. Lineage: Eukaryota; Metazoa; Chordata; Lepidosauria; Squamata; Anolidae. Gene Ontology annotation, biological process: ammonium transmembrane transport; sodium ion transmembrane transport; cell volume homeostasis. The record is from RefSeq and is a predicted model, not a curated record.